UCUUGGGAACUUUCUGAAAAUACACACACAGCUGAGAUCAUCAGCUGGCACUGGCACUGUUCCUGGCAAGGAGAGAAUUGGUCAGACUUAGGUGAACUUAUCUUUGAGGCCUAAGGCAUGGCAGGAGUCCUUUGAAGGACUGUACAUGUACUCAAAGCACUGGCUGCCCCAACAUCCCUUUAAGAGAGUUGUAUUUUUAGCCCCCUUUACAAAUGGGAAAAUGAGAAUUCUAGUGACCCUUCUGCCCAAGAAGACACAGCUAGUCAUAAUGGAACAGGGAUCUGAACCCCCAGUGUCCAAGCUCCAGGGCCUGAGCCUUAGUUUCCUGCCUCUCUGAACAGGUUAUCCCAGACAUGACCUCUGCCUGUGUGGAGCAAAAGUGAGAAUUUCAGACGAUGUCUCAGCCAGACCUAGAGUUAGUACAAUGCACUUGGCUUUGUUUAUUCAGUAAAUGGCACUGCUGGGCUAGGGAUGUGACUCAGUUGAUAGAGCGCUUACCUAGCAUCAUAAAGCCUUGUGUGCAAGCCAUAGUACCACAUAAAGUGGACUUGGUGGUGCACACUCAUAACCCCAGCACUUGGGAGGUAAGGUAGGAAGAUUAGCACUUCAAGACUAUCUGCAGCUACAUAGUGAGUUUGAGGCCAGACUGGACUAAAUAAGAACAUACCCCCUCAGAAAACAUGUUGGGUACCUACUGUGUGCCAGACAGAGCUCUGAGGGCUGUCUUUAAGGGCAAGUUUUGACAGAUAACAGAUAACACCCCUCUGUCUCUUUCAUGGCAUCGCUGAGAGUUAAAGGAAAUGCCUGGCUCAGAGAGGAGGACUGCAAGCCCAGUCACCACAGGAAAUUGUGCUGGGAAGGACAAGCAUGGGACUGGAAACACAGGCUCACUGCAGACACAGUGGCCCAGCCAGCCAGCGGCCUAUGGAUGCAGAGUCGAUGGUCUGUGCAUAUCAGGAACUUGCUCCAGGCACAUGAGGCCCUGGACUCUUCAAUGUGACUGAGCAGCAAGAGCCAGGAUCAAGGCAGCUGCACUGUCUGAACCAGGAAAUAAGGGGUCCUGAGCCUGGAAACGCCACAGCAUCCUAGCCCUCCAAGAGUCACCUGUCUACAUGUUACAGGUGGUGGCUCUCAGUAAGAGAAGUCAGGACGCAGAAGCAGCUUUCCUGAGUGUUUACAAGCAAUUAAUUGAAGCACCAGACCCCAUUCCUGCAUUUGAGGUGGCGCACACACUCGACGACAGACUGCAGGGCCCCAGCUUCGACCCCAGUGGGCAGCCCCAGCAAGACGUGCACGCUUCGUGGAAGAGGUGCUCUGAGCUCCUUGGCCCCAAAGAACAGAGUGAGGGGACGUGUCCCUCCGGGCCCACGCCAACCAACGGCAGCCACCUGCCAGGCCCCGAGAAUACCCUCCUGACAGACAACUUGCUGCAGAAAGAUGAGGCCAAGAGACAGAAGGGCCUUCAAGAAGUCCACAUCACCUUGGCAGCCAGGCUGGGGGAGGCAGAGGAGAAAAUCAAGGUCUUACAUUCAGCGCUAAAGGCCACACAGACAGAGCUACUCGAGCUGCGGCGGAAAUACGAUGAGGAGGCUGCAUCCAAGGCAGAUGAAGUUGGGCUGAUCGUGACCAACCUGGAGAAAGCCAACCAGCGAGCUGAGGCUGCCCAGCGGGAGGUGGAAAGCCUGCGGGAACAGCUGGCCUCUGUCAACAGCUCCAUCCGCCUGGCUUGCUGUUCCCCCCAGGGACCCAGUGGGGAGAAGGUAAGCUUCGCACUGUGCUCCGGGCCCCGGCUGGAAGCAGCACUGGCCUCCAAGGACAGGGAGAUCCUGCGUCUCCUGAGAGACGCGCAGCAGCUGCGACACUCUCUGCAGGAGCUGGAGGAGGUCUCUGCCAACCAGAUCGCUGACCUGGAGCGGCAGCUUGCAGCUAAAUCUGAGGCCAUAGAGAAGCUGGAAGAAAAGCUCCAGGCCCAGGCUGACUAUGAGGAGAUUAAAACGGAGCUGAGCAUCCUAAGAGCCAUGAAGCUGGCCUCCAGCACCUGCAGCCUCCCCCAGCCCUGCUUCCCAUCUCCUCAGGGCCUAGCCAAGCCUGAUGACCCACUGCUCAUGGCCAAGGAGGCCUUCUUCCCCCCACAGAAGUUCCUGCUGGAGAAGCCAGCGCUGUUGGCCAGCCCUGAGGAGGACCCCUCAGAGGAUGACCCCAUCAAGGGCUCACUGGGCACUGAGCCCUCCUACCCUUCUCAACAACUCCCACCUCCACCUGGCCCAGAAGAACUGUCCCCGAGCCCCGGGCAGACUUUCUCGCUGUCCCCCUUCCCUAGCCUGGCAUCAGGGGAGAGGUUGGCUGGGGACCCACUGCUCCCCAAGCACCUGAUAGCCCCAGCUGCCUUCAAGGGGGAGGUGGGUAGUCUGCUGGCAUUCCCACAAGCCUUCUACAAUGGCACCAAGCCUUCCACGGCUGCUGCCACCCCAGCACCUGGCCCUGAGCCCCCUGGGGUCCCCGAGGCUGUGGAUGGAGCCAGUCCGGAGGAGGAGCAGCUGGACACGGCUGAGAUUGCCUUCCAAGUGAAGGAACAGCUGCUGAAACACAAUAUCGGCCAGCGAGUAUUCGGCCACUACGUGCUGGGGCUGUCGCAAGGCUCCGUGAGUGAGAUCCUGGCACGGCCCAAACCCUGGCGCAAGCUCACAGUAAAGGGCAAAGAGCCCUUCAUCAAGAUGAAGCAGUUCCUGUCAGAUGAGCAGAACGUGCUGGCCCUGCGGACCAUCCAGGUGCGACAGCGAGGCAGCAUCACCCCAAGAAUCCGCACACCAGAGACAGGCUCAGAUGAUGCCAUCAAGAGUAUCCUGGAGCAGGCCAAGAAGGAGAUCGAGUCUCAGAAGGGGGGUGAGCCCAAGAACUCAGCAGCCCCUUUGAACAUCCCCAAUGGUUCAGCCUCCUCCAGUACCUCGGAAGAUGCCAUCAAGAACAUUCUGGAACAGGCUCGCCGGGAAAUGCAAGCCCAGCAGCAGGCCCUGCUGGAGAUGGAGACAGGACCCCGGGGUCGCUCAGUGCCUCCCUCUCCCCCUGAGCGGCCCUUGCUGGCCACUGUGAGCCAGAAUGGGGCUCCGGCCUACGUGAAGCAGGAAGACAGAGGUGGCAGCACACAGACCCAGACGGCGCUUACUGUCCUGUCCCCAGCUGCGUUUGUGCAGAGUAUCAUCCGAAAGGUCAAGUCUGAGAUUGGUGAUGCUGGCUACUUUGACCACCACUGGGCCUCAGACCGGGGCCUGCUCAGCCGCCCCUACGCCUCUGUAUCACCCUCCCUCUCCUCCUCCUCAUCCAGCUAUUCUGGACAGCCCAGUGGACGGUCCUGGCCUCGCGUGGAUGAGGCAACCCCUGCCCCUGAGGAAGAAGCUACCACGGGCGAGGAUGAGUCCCCCAGGGUGGGUGAGCUCAAGGCCGAGGCUGGGGUCCCUGAGGCUGGCAGCGGGAGACUAGCCUACUACCCAGCCUAUGUGCCCCGCUCGCUGAAGCCCACCGUGCCUCCCCUGACACCCGAGCAGUAUGAGCUGUACAUGUACCGGGAGGUGGAUACCCUGGAGCUGACCCGUCAGGUCAAGGAGAAGCUGGCUAAAAAUGGCAUCUGCCAGCGUAUCUUCGGGGAGAAGGUGCUGGGACUGUCCCAGGGGAGCGUGAGUGACAUGCUGUCUCGGCCAAAGCCAUGGAGCAAGCUGACACAGAAGGGCCGGGAGCCAUUUAUCCGCAUGCAGCUGUGGCUGUCAGACCAGCUGGGCCAGAGCCAGGCCCCAGUCCGGCAGCCCAGCACCUCCCAGGCCAGUCCUAAUGAGCCAAGGUCCUCGCCAUCACCUCCCCCAAGCCCCACAGAACCUGAGAAGAGCUUCCAGGAGCCCCUGGGCCUGUCACUGGAGAGCAGCAAAGAGAACCAGCAGCCAGAGGGCCGUGGGAAGAUGUGCUCAAGCAGCCCAGCAGUGGGGGGCAUCCAGGAGAUGGUGGCCAUGUCCCCGGAGCUGGACACAUAUUCCAUCACCAAGAGGGUCAAGGAGGUCCUCACAGACAACAACCUAGGGCAGCGGUUGUUUGGCGAGAGCAUCCUGGGACUGACACAGGGCUCUGUGUCAGACCUGUUGUCACGGCCCAAGCCUUGGCACAAGCUGAGCCUAAAGGGCCGGGAGCCUUUUGUACGCAUGCAGCUGUGGCUCAACGAUCCCCAUAAUGUGGAAAAGCUGCGAGACAUGAAGAAGCUGGAAAAGAAAGCGUAUCUCAAGCGCCGCUAUGGGCUCAUCAGCACCGGCUCUGACAGCGAGUCACCGGCCACACGCUCCGAGUGCCCCAGUCCAUGCCUGCAGCCCCAGGAGCUGAGCCUCCUGCAGGCCAAGAAGCCUCGUGUGGUGCUGGCGCCUGCCGAGAAGGAGGCACUGCGGAAGGCCUACCAGCUGGAGCCCUACCCCUCGCAGCAGACCAUAGAGCUGCUGUCCUUCCAGCUCAACCUCAAGACCAAUACCGUCAUCAACUGGUUCCACAACUACAGGUCCAGGAUGCGCCGUGAAAUGUUGGUGGAGGGAACGCAGGACGAACCAGACCUCGACCCAAGUGGGGGUCCCCAUGUCCUAACACCAGCCCAGACCCACACAGACCCCACCCCACAGAGCCCUGACUCAGAGGCUGAGGACCAAAAGCCCCCUGUGAAAAGCCUGGAGCUGCAGGAGCCUAAGGAGAGUCCCAUGCCCCCAAGUGUCCCUGACAGGGCACUGGUGAGGAUCAAGCAAGAGGAGGAUACAGAGGCAGAGGGGGGAAACCAGCCCCAGGACUUAGGGGGACCAGAGAGAGGGCAAGAUGCACCCAAAGAGAAGAAUCUCCACUUUCUGGGGAACAAUGAACUUCCAGAGCUGGCCCCUGGGCCUCUGCUUCCAGGUGCACCCAGCCCAGACUGCCCCUCACUGCACAAUCCCCAGGAGGAGGUGGGGGAGCCGCUUCACUCUGAUCCUCUGAGUUUCAAGUCUGCCUCGGAGUCCUCACGCUGCAGCCUGGAGGAGCCACCAAACUCACCCUCUGCAGCCUCCUCACCAGGCCUCAUGACAUGUGUGUCACCUGUCCCCUCCUCCUCAGCCUCCAUCUCCCCAUCCCUUCCUGGUGCCCCACCUGCUAAAGUGCCGAGUGCCAGCCCCACUGCAGACACAGCUGGGGCUUUGCACCCCAGCACCAAGGUGAACCCCAACUUGCAGCGGCGGCAUGAAAAAAUGGCCAACUUGAACAGUAUCAUCUACCGACUGGAGAGGGCUGCCAACAGAGAGGAGGCUCUGGAGUGGGAGUUCUAAAACCAGGGCAAGAGGUGUGCCCCAGAGGCCUCCUUUUCUCUCUUUCCCAGAUGGGGUGGGUCCAGAGAAGCAAGACUCAGCCAUGCAGAUGUGGACAGCCAUGUUAUGCCAUUUACGUUUAUUGUUGUAACCCUAGAUCCCUGAAAUCGAGUGUGAGCAGAUGCCACCGCUUCUUGUUUUGGGCAACCCCUACCGUAGGAGGCAUGGUAAUCCUGCCCUUGUCCCCUCCCAGAUCUUCUGUAGGAGGCAGGAGCAAAUCGGCACCACAUUCUCACCCAAAAACUCCUCUCUUUUAGAAAAAUAAAGAAAUAUUUAUAGACCUCUUUUAGCUAUUUUAAUAAAGGAUCCUUUGGAAUUUAUUCCCAGCUGAUGCCGUUUUGAUAUUACAGAGAGUUAUAAAAUCAGGAUGCUGUCACGACUGUUUUGGAGUAGACACUGAAGCUGUGUCAUUUUUGCCACAAGAUGAGAUUAAAAGAAGACAAUUGUUUAAAGCCAUCACAAAACACUCAAGACUGACCAAAUUCAGAGAACGCUUGAACUGCCGUUUAAUUUGUUUGUUCUUUCCCACUCCUGUCUGUGAGACACAGCACAUUGCUACUGCCUUUCCAGAAACUGCUGAAAAGAGAAAGUCCAAAAGACUCUAAACAAAAGCCUCCAUGCCAUUGAGGAUAUGGUCCGUUCUGGCAGACUCUGCAGCCUCUUCUUCACAGGAGGCCCUGUUGCUGAUGGGAAUGUUACAGUGGUGUGGGCCAAGGCCCAGGCAGCCCACACAGGUUGUGGUGUGUUGUACAAAACAUACGUCUCCACUCCCUGAAUUUAGAAACCUGUGGGCCUCAGGUAGCCUUCCAUCCUUACCAUAUAGAGACAGAAGGAGUUUCCAGAGCCUUUGAAGAGCUGGAUGUGGGGCAGGUGCUCAGGGGUUGUGCUUAUGCCAGAGUGACCCUUGUUUCCCAACCUCAAUGGUGGCCACAUCCAGGAAGGCCCCCCCACCAUGUGAGCAAAGUGUUCCAUUCCUGAGGAGAUGUGGCCACCAUCUUCCCUCCUUGUUUCUAGAAAGUGGAAGUGUUGGUUCUCCACAAGCUCUGAAGCUUAGCAACCAGACAAAAAACUAGAACCAUCCAGUCGGAGCACUCAACUCCCUUUCCCACCAUCUCUCAAGUUGACCUUGGUGCUGUCCCUAUGAGGAAUUCACAAGUUCAUGGACCAUGUGUGAUAAGACCAAGGUCACCACAGCGUGUCCAUUGUAUCCAAGUCUCCCAGUCCAUUCUCCUUCUAAGACUUGCUGGGGAACAAAGACAUGACCCCUACUCAGGCACCCUUCCUUCAACACUCUCAUUGUGAGAGAUGCCUAUUUGGAUGGAACAGCUCCCCCUUUUCCAAACUGGGGAGGCCAAAUUGGUGACAACCCCCCCCAAAGGACAAUGAAUAUAUGGCCAUCCUUGGUGCCAUUCUGUGCCAGAAGGAGAAACAGCUGACAGAUGCAGUGAGCAUUUGAAACUACACAGGCCAAAAUAAAUAAAUAAAUAAAUAAAUGGUGACCAGAAAGGGGCCAAGGACCCUUCCAGAAGUCCCAACUCUCAUGCACCCAGCCAGCUGCAGUCUCCACAGCAGACAGUCAACAUCAAACAGGCCCUGGAAAACUUCCUUUUUCCAUACACAACCUCGGCUAUGCAUCGAAGUUUCCACUGUAUACAUUUUUAUCCAGAGGAAGGUAUUUUUAUAUUCUGACACAAGGACACCAUGACUGGUUUGCAGAAUAAUACAAUCUGGGACAAAUGAAACAUCGCCCCCACCCCGUUGCAGUCAGAUACCUACAGGGAAGACCUGGCAUGUUCCACCCUUGAAACCACAACGUGGCUGUGAUCGAGGCCACACCAACACACUCCUUAAAGUUCACUUUGGCUUUAGUCUGACAGGAUUUGAAACUGUGCCUGGCCUGAGCCUUAAAACAUGAAAACCCUGCUGUGUUGAAUGAAACCUACGGACCAGUGAACAACUCCAUCCAGUUCACAUCCUGCAACGGUUAAAAAACCUACAAAACUAUUUCUAUGAGAGAUUGAUGAACUUUGUUUAAAAAUUUUAAAAAAAGGAACACCUUCUGUAAACAAGUCUCUAAAUACAGAAUUGUAUAAUUCUA
This is a messenger RNA of Nannospalax galili (Upper Galilee mountains blind mole rat), 7452 nucleotides long. It is a transcript of the gene Cux2, whose product is annotated as cut like homeobox 2. The coding region runs from base 1113 to 5315 and encodes 1400 amino acids. Gene Ontology annotation, biological process: regulation of DNA-templated transcription. NCBI's taxonomy places the organism in Eukaryota, Metazoa, Chordata, Mammalia, Rodentia, Spalacidae. The transcript is spliced from 20 exons. The record is from RefSeq and is a predicted model, not a curated record. Gene Ontology annotation, molecular function: DNA binding; DNA-binding transcription factor activity, RNA polymerase II-specific.